CCUUUGGCGACAGCAGAAGAAGUUUCGAAGCCGGCAACGCGAUCGACGAACACCGACGAGCAAGGCUGAACUGCAGGCGACCGCAAGACACGAUGUCGACGGAACAAGGAUUCAUCCCGUGCAAUGGCCACUGCGACUGCAAGGCCGUCACCUACGAAGUCCUGGCCCCGUUCCUCUGCAUCCACUGUUGCCAUUGCACGUGGUGCCAGCGGGAGUCCGGGGGCGCCUUCGCUCUGAACGCGAUCAUCGAGAGCAGCAACUUCCGCCUCACCUCUUCCACCAAGCCGAAGCAUGUCCCGACCCCGACGCCGUCCGGCGAAGGGCAAGUCAUCGCGAGGUGUCCGGAGUGCUGGGUCGCGGUGUACGCGGACUACGGCGGCGACGGGACCUGGAUGAAAUAUGUCAAGCUGGGGACGAUCGACCAUGCGGAUCGUUCGCGGGCAGGGAUGAAGCCCGACGUCCAUAUCUUCACGUCGACGAAGCUAGACUGGGUGGACUUGACGGGUGAAAAGGAGAGAGGCGUACCGAUCUACGAGGGCUAUUAUCGGAGGUCGGAGGUCUGGUCGAAGGAGGCCAAUGCGCGAUUCGACAUUCUGAAAAGCAUCUCUACUGAUUUGAAUGCAUCCUGAUUUAGUGAUGAUUGAGCUGUUGUUGAACUGUCGGGAGAGGCGG
Dissoconium aciculare CBS 342.82 is the source of this 672-nucleotide messenger RNA. RefSeq lists its product as uncharacterized. NCBI's taxonomy places the organism in Eukaryota, Fungi, Ascomycota, Dothideomycetes, Mycosphaerellales, Dissoconiaceae. The transcript has a single exon. Gene Ontology annotation, molecular function: carbon-sulfur lyase activity. The record is from RefSeq and is a predicted model, not a curated record. Bases 93 to 629 code for a protein of 178 amino acids.